UGCAGAGUGUCUUUAAACCACUGAGUUCAGCUACCUGUGCACUCACUCGGCUGCAAUCAACAAAGAGCUAAGUGAAGGGAAGAAAGUCAGACAGACAGGGGAAAGCAGAGAGGAGGGGUUAGAUAAGGCAAGAAUGUAAAAAUAGAUGGAUCAAAUGAAAAGACAAAAGUAAAGACUGCUGAAGAAGGCAGUAAAAAAGGAUACACCUUCACAGGAGCCGGUGAGACGGAGAGACAAAGGUAUCUGGCGACAAGGAAAAGAAGGAGAGCACUAACAAGGGAAUAACAACAGAAGAAAGGAGUGACAGAGGCCCAGAGAUAGAAACCACAUCUAAGUGUGCCUGACUGGAGUCCAAUAUUUCACUCCUGCAGGAUCAUUUGUCAAUGUCUACCCGCCCACUGGAUGUUUCAGCCAUGAACAUGAGCUUGACCUUUGCCUUGUUUCUUGUCCUGAGUCUUCACACUUGUACAUCCAUGGGAGGCAGAGCCCAGCGCAGACAGAGGCAAGCUGAGGAGAGCCUGAGACCGUACAUUGGCAGAGUAGAGCCAGAAAAGCUUUGUGAGCUGCUGAAAUGCCACAGUCCUGUGGGAUCUUGGUGUCAGGCAGUUCAGGAAAACGGAGUCCUUGUCCCCAAGUGUGUUUGUCCUGAGUCCUGUCCACGGCAGAGGGCACCAGUGUGCAGUGUUCUGGGAAGGACCUAUGGGAAUGAGUGUUUGCUGCAUAAAGAAGCCUGCAGAAAGAGACGCCGCACUGGACUGGCUCACACAGGACCCUGUCUGGUCCCCAAGGCUAAAUGCACCGAGGAGGAGUUAAGCCAGUUUCCAUAUCGUCUCCUGGACUGGUUUCUGCUCCUGAGUCGUAUGGGGGAGUCCUACGCACCUGCAGCCCCGCCCCAGAGCUGCCUCAGCCACACCCAAAGGACACAACUAGCAAAGCAAAGAUUUGCCAUACUGGACAAGAACAACGAUGGAAAGUUGAGCCGCAGGGACCUGAGGAAGCUGCGUUACAAGAAGAUGCCUCUGGAGCACUGCGCUGCACAGUUCUUUCAGUCAUGUGACCACAACAGGAACAGGAAGGUGACCCUGCGAGAAUGGACAACCUGUCUGGUGGAUCGCUCCGAGGCCUGGUUCUACCAUUUCAUGUCAAUGAGGAUGGGCUCCCGCCAGCUGUGUCCUACUAUCAAAGAGAACUACCUUUGACAUGAAAACAGCUGUGAACUCCUGCGUGUCUUUUGUACUCUAAAGAACUUGCUGAGGACCACAUCACCACAGUCACCCGAUUCUAAAGCUGCACGAUGGCAUCUCUACACACCGCUCACGCAUCUGUUCCACGCCAGCAAUGCAGCUCGUAACAAAGUGAUUUAUAACCUCAUCAGUUCUCAAAGUCUGCUGGUUGUCUGUGCAUUCAU
Epinephelus fuscoguttatus (brown-marbled grouper) is the source of this 1408-nucleotide messenger RNA. RefSeq names its product SPARC-like 2 (gene sparcl2). The record is from RefSeq and is a predicted model, not a curated record. Gene Ontology annotation, molecular function: calcium ion binding; protein binding; collagen binding. Lineage: Eukaryota; Metazoa; Chordata; Actinopteri; Perciformes; Serranidae. The transcript has 9 exons. Bases 384 to 1199 code for a protein of 271 amino acids. Gene Ontology annotation, biological process: anatomical structure development.